AUGAAGAGCUUAUUAGUUUUGGUUCUCGCUGUAACGUGUGUUGUGGGCAAAUAUGAUCCAGGCCUAAGGGUGAAGUUCAAUGUUGGUUUCAAUCCCGGGACCAACUUCUUCUUCAACGUGCCCCGCACCAUCGCCGCAGCUAUCCAUGACCACUGGUCUCUCACCCCCAGGCCUGCUGGACCUCUGUCCUCACUGUCCAUGUACUGUCACCCAGACCUCACAGUGUGCGCUCUCUUUGACGACAACGGACAUGCUGCUGGACUACAAAUUGCGUUGGAUCAAACCGAGCUGAAGAAUAACAGAUAUGACAUGAAACAAACUGGAUUUGUCGAAUGGGCAGUGACAUUGAGAGACGGCAGCAUUCGAAGAUUCUGGGCCAUUCAGAUGUAUUUCGUGAACCAAGAAUACCUGAACCUGCCUGCCUCUGAUCGCGAGGCCAGUUAUGAUGACUCCAAGUUACUUCAACAAGAUGCUCUGUGGGUGACCGGCUUCAAUGGAACUGUAGAUAGAAUUUCUUCUAAAGACUCUGACAUACAGAACAGUGUAUUCACCAGACAAGCUUGCAUCCCCUGGAUGGGUCGUCACUAUUACCAUAAAAUGACAAAAUCGAUUCAAUGUCGUGCUGAUACUAUGUACCCCUGGUUCCCCCUCACGGACUCCGGAAACCUCAUUGCUGUUGGCAUGAUGGUUAUUGGCAGCUAUCCCGUCAAAGAGUCACGAGAUUGGUUUGAACACCCUCCUAGAUUAGCUGUUUCGACCAUCGUCCCUGAAGGCCCUGAAUGCCUGUAUCAACUGGCUGAAAACCCAGGAGUAACCACAAUGCACGUGUACUUCAUCAAUACACCCUGGGGUGUAGGAUGCCCACUGUGGAAGAAAUAA
Molecule: messenger RNA, 879 nt
Organism: Danaus chrysippus (African queen)
Lineage: Eukaryota; Metazoa; Arthropoda; Insecta; Lepidoptera; Nymphalidae
Source: the annotation of a GenBank genome assembly